AUGCAGAGCCUCUCGGAUUUCGACCAAGCGUCGAUCCGGUCAUACACACAAAUCGCCCUGACUUUUCCACUUGCUCAGGGCACGUCGACCACGGCGGUCAUCCAGCACCUGAGGUCAUCUCUCGCCCGCCUAGGAGAGAAACUCCCGUUUCUCGCCGGCAGGGUUCGCCUCCGAAAAACACGCUUUGGUGAGGAAGCAUACAUCUCACCCGGAAAUACGGGAGAUAUUCCCUUGCGGAUCGCCAUUCUAGCUGGACAACAAUUCAAUGUUGCCGAAGUCGUCGGUUCGAGCUACGCCAAGCUCGCAGCUCGCGGGUUCCCUGCUCAUGCAUUCGUUCAUCCCGCGUUGGAUCUGAACGACGACUUCAAGAUCGAGGAGAAGCCCGUUCCUGUCGCUCACGUCCGCGUUAGCGUUGUCACUGGAGGGCUUAUUUUGUUGUUGUCGCUGCAUCACACGGCUGGGGACGGGUACUCACUUCAGCUCUUCGCAGACUCAUUCGCCGCUGCAACGCGUAGAGAGCGAAUUCCCGGCGAGAAUCUAUCUCUUGAUUUAAAACUUCCUAACGAACAAAGGCCCUAUUCGGCCACUCUUCUGGACCUAUCCAGGACUUGUCCAGAGUUUAACAUUCUCUUGAACCCAAAUUCAAGCCCAGGCCUGGAAGAUACGCUUCCAGGAGGCGUCCCAAUAGGUGCGAUCCCCAAGACAGGUAAGAUCUUUGUAUUUGACUUUGGCCGCCUACAGAAGCUUCGUGACAUGGUGUACAUGGCCUCGGGCCCCGAGACGAAGCGACCGACCGUUUUUGCUUGCCUCGCCGCGUUCACCUGGGCGCAUGUGACGCGAGCACGACUCAAAAGCGAGGUAGGAUUCGCCCCCAAACACGAAGACUCUAAUGAAGCAAAGCUGUUCAUCCCUGUUGACUUUCGUGGCCAGUUUAGCAAGGAGACAGAGGUGUAUUUCGGAAACGCCGUUGUUACGGUCCCUACUCGGGCUUCGGUCAGCGAGGUUGAAUCAGCCUGUGACGGUAAGAACCUGAAGCCUCUGGCCACACUAUUAGCCAAGGUUGCCGCCACCAUCUCCGGCGUUGACGAGGCAGCUGUACUCCGUCGAGAAGACUUGUUCAGCAGGAUUGGAGACUGUAGGCGUCUUGUCCUGAGACAGGACCGAAGAAUACCAGGGCAGCUUCAGUUCAACACCUGGCGUUUCAUGGGCGGUGACACCUCAUGGAGCCUCCCUGGUGUGGGCACAAAGAGAAAGCCGGAUUCAAUACGAAGGAUUCAAGGAGACUUGAGCAUCGGAAACGCACUUAUCCUGCCAGCAAGGUCGGAUUCGAAGGUUUACGAGCUAUUCCUCCAGAUUCCUACGAUAUCAAUGGAGCUACUUUUGGAAGACAUGGACUGGAUGCGAUGGGUCGAAAAGGUCGUUGGAUAG
Diaporthe amygdali is the source of this 1428-nucleotide messenger RNA. RefSeq lists its product as uncharacterized. Bases 1 to 1428 code for a protein of 475 amino acids. NCBI's taxonomy places the organism in Eukaryota, Fungi, Ascomycota, Sordariomycetes, Diaporthales, Diaporthaceae. Gene Ontology annotation, molecular function: acyltransferase activity, transferring groups other than amino-acyl groups. Gene Ontology annotation, biological process: secondary metabolite biosynthetic process. The transcript has a single exon. The record is from RefSeq and is a predicted model, not a curated record.